This is a messenger RNA of Spizellomyces punctatus DAOM BR117, 1276 nucleotides long. RefSeq lists its product as uncharacterized. Gene Ontology annotation, cellular component: membrane; TRC complex. The transcript is spliced from 7 exons. Gene Ontology annotation, molecular function: molecular adaptor activity; protein binding. Gene Ontology annotation, biological process: post-translational protein targeting to endoplasmic reticulum membrane. Bases 25 to 951 code for a protein of 308 amino acids. Lineage: Eukaryota; Fungi; Chytridiomycota; Chytridiomycetes; Spizellomycetales; Spizellomycetaceae. The record is from RefSeq and is a predicted model, not a curated record.
GCCAGCAACCCAUCAUAGUCAACAAUGGCUGACAACAAACAAAAGAGAUUGGCUUUCGCCAUUUGCGAUUAUCUUCAAGAGUCGAUCAAGAAUGGAACUAUUAAACAGGACGACGCAGAGGGUGUUGAGGUUGCAAUCCAAUGCAUAGGCGAAGCUUUUGAAAUUGACUUGAGCGACAAGGACCAACAAACCCAGUUCUCCAUAAAGCCGGCUAACCUACCGAAGAUCUUUGAUGUAUUCUUGGCAACGCAGAAAGCCUCUCAACAGAAAGCAGCUCCCAGCCCUGUUCCAGCUGCAAAGGCGGUUGAUGUGAAAGCGAAGGCAGAAGAACUUAAAGUAGCAGGAAAUAAGGAAAUGGCGGCGAAGAAAUAUGCGGACGCGAUCGACCUUUACAGCCAGGCUAUUGAGUUGGAUGGCGAAAAUGCAGUAUUUUAUUCAAACAGAGCAGCGGCGUACAGUCAGGUGAGCAAGUUCGAAGAGGCUGUAGCGGAUGCAAAGCGGGCGGUAGAAGUAGACCCUGGAUACAGUAAAGCAUACAGUCGUAUGGGACAAGCAUAUUUCUGCCUCGGAAAAUAUAGGGAAGCAAAAGAAGCGUGUGAAGAGGGACUUAAGCUGGACCCUGCGAAUACAUCUAUGCAGCAGACUUUGAACGCUGCCGAACAAAAGCUGAAUGCGGACACACCUGUUCGCUCAACUGGCGCUGCUCCACGUCCAGGGGCUGGAUUUGAUUUCGCCUCCAUGAUGAGUAACCCGAACUUCAUGCAGAUGGCCUCCCAAAUGAUGUCAAACCCAGCCAUCAGUCAGAUGAUGUCGAACCCCGCAUUUACCCAAAUGGCGCAACAAGUUAUGUCAAACCCUGAGGCCUUGCAAAACAUAAUGAGCGAUCCGAACAUGGCUCGCAUGGCAAAUGACAUGAUGGACGGCGGAAAUCUCCCUGGUCAGGAACCCUGAACCACCGGAUGUACUGAUACUAAAAUGACGAAUUCAUCAGCAUAUGCAUAAUAUGGCUUUUGCCUUAAGAGGCAGUUGUAGUUGUCUGCUUAUAUUCGUGACGUGUAAUUAACUAUUCGGGCAACAAGUUAUUCACAUCCUCUUGCCAGUCAUCUUCUUCCGGUCUAUUCUUGGCCUAUAACGCGUACGCAAUCUGUCAGAUUUCGGCUACCCGGCUACCAAAUAUCGUGUCGUUGACUUACUAUUGAGGUCUGCGGUCGUUUUGGUGGAUUGGGAUCUGGUCAUGUACAAAUGAUUUAUUUUCACAUAAACCCCACAAACGUUG